This is a messenger RNA of Tilletiaria anomala UBC 951, 1285 nucleotides long. RefSeq names its product putative TIF34-translation initiation factor eIF3, p39 subunit. The record is from RefSeq and is a predicted model, not a curated record. Gene Ontology annotation, molecular function: protein binding; translation initiation factor activity; RNA binding. Gene Ontology annotation, biological process: cytoplasmic translational initiation. Bases 206 to 1246 code for a protein of 346 amino acids. Gene Ontology annotation, cellular component: eukaryotic translation initiation factor 3 complex, eIF3m; cytoplasm. NCBI's taxonomy places the organism in Eukaryota, Fungi, Basidiomycota, Exobasidiomycetes, Georgefischeriales, Tilletiariaceae. The transcript is spliced from 5 exons.
AUCUAUCACCAGCGGCAUCGAGUAGCACCAGCAGCACCACGCUUCGUCCCACCAGCUGUCUCUGGCCUUCAGGUGAUCGUUUUUCUGCACGCAUCAACACAGCUGCAGGGGGAUCUCGCUUGCUGGGAUUGCAUCGACACCCAACGAAACAGGGCGGAAGAAAAGUGAAAGCGAGAGACUUAGUUUUGCCCGGGGUGUCAGCAUCAUGCGUCCUAUUCUCCUCUCCGGCCACGAGCGAUCGUUGAACCAGGUCAAGUUCAACAAAGAGGGUGACCUGCUCUUCUCGGCGUCCAAGGACAAGCUCGUCAACGCCUGGUUCUCCCACAAUGGAGAGCGGUUAGGCACGUACGAGGGACACAAUGGCACUGUGUGGAGCCUCGACAUCGACAGCACAUCGACCUUUCUUGUCACCGGGUCCGCAGACAACUCGUGCAAGCUGUGGGAGGUCUCCACGGGCAAGGAGCUCUACUCGUGGGAGUUUCCGACGGCGAUCAAGCGAGUCGCCUGGUCUACCGACGACACGCAGAUCCUGCUGAUCUCCGAGGCGCGCUCCGGCUAUCAGGGCGCCAUCCGCGUCUUCAACGUCAACCGCGAGUCGCCGACACAACAGAGCGUCGAGCCGGCGCGCACCAUCACUUUCUACGGGCCCAAGCCGACCGUUGCGGCGUUCGGCCCGCUGGACGAGUACAUCAUCACUGGCCACGAGAACGGUAAAGUCGCCCGCUACUACCACGACAAGCACGAGCCCGAGACCGGCGUCGAUUCGGAGCUCGAGGAGGUCAGCGAGGACGUACACCCCGGCUUCACCAUCUCCGACCUUCAGUUCAGCUCCGACCGGACCUUUUUUGUGACCAGCUCAAAGGACAAAUCGUCCAAGCUGAUUGACACCAAGACACUGCAGGUGCUCAAGACGUACCCGACGGAUACGCCGCUCAACUCGGCCUCCAUCCACCCGUCGCGGCCGUUCGUCAUCGUCGGCGGCGGCCAGGAUGCGAUGAACGUGACGACUACGUCGGCGCGCCAAGGUCGGUUCGAAACACGCUUCUGGCACAAGGUCUUCGAGGAGGAGUGCGCGCGCCUGCCGGGCCACUUUGGCCCUAUCAACACCAUUGCCAUUCACCCGUUCGGCAAGGCGUUCGCGUCCGGCGGAGAGGACGGGUAUGUUCGCGUCAACUGGUUCGACCAAAGCUUUUUCACCCAAAAGCUUUACGGCCCCGAUCUCGAGCUCGCGCCCGAAGAUCAGUAGGCCGCUGGCGCAUACACUACACCUACUUUCUGGUCUGUC